This is a messenger RNA of Osmerus eperlanus (European smelt), 3129 nucleotides long. RefSeq names its product WD repeat domain 36 (gene wdr36). NCBI's taxonomy places the organism in Eukaryota, Metazoa, Chordata, Actinopteri, Osmeriformes, Osmeridae. The transcript has 23 exons. The coding region runs from base 152 to 2836 and encodes 894 amino acids. Gene Ontology annotation, biological process: rRNA processing. Gene Ontology annotation, molecular function: protein binding. Gene Ontology annotation, cellular component: Pwp2p-containing subcomplex of 90S preribosome; small-subunit processome. The record is from RefSeq and is a predicted model, not a curated record.
GUUGCUGUAGGUCCAUCGGAACCAUUAGUAACACGCAAUGUGGUAGUAAUGAAAACAGCAGAACAAGACGUGAUCUUCACCGUUUUAUUUCUAGUGAUUUUUAACGAUUUGUUAAACGGAUCUUUGGGCAUAGAUACACCAUAACAUUAUUAUGGCAGAGGGUAGUAAAAAAGGAAGUGUAAUAUUCUCAGGCUUCAGGUCUUUGGGAUUAUAUUCGAAUCACCUCUCACACGUGGUUCGCUACCACAAGAAACACCGGGAGUUUUACGUUGUGACAGCUGUGGGAAACUGUUUUCACACGUACAAUGUCAAAAAACUUGGAAUCGUUGCUGUCAGCAAUGCCCUCCCAGAAGACAUAUCAUGCUUGGCAGCUGACCGAAUGCUGGUUUAUGUGGCCAAUGGGAAGAAAGUGACAGCCUUUGCCAGGAACAAAGAGGUGGUUCACACCUUCAUCGGCCACGGUGCUGACGUGCACCUGCUGCUUCCAUUUGGCGACCAUGUGAUCUCCGUCGACCGAGACAACGCAGUCAUAAUCUGGGACGUGGAGUCAGAGGAGGAGUACUUGCAGAUAUCAUUUGACAAGGCCUGCUUCGAGGUGUCAGCAGCCAUGCACCCCAGCACCUACCUAAACAAGAUCCUGUUUGGCUGCAGUCAAGGAGGCCUUCAGCUCUGGAACAUCAAAUCAAAUAAGCUCCUGUACACGUUUCCUGGGUGGGAUUCAGCAGUCACUGUUCUACAGCAGAGCCCAGCAGUAGAUGUGGUAGGCGUGGGCCUCUCCUCCGGACAGAUCGUCCUCCACAACAUAAAGUUUGACGAGUCCCUGAUGAAGUUCCAGCAGGACUGGGGCCCAGUCACGGCCAUCUCUUUCAGAACAGAUGGCCACCCUGUGAUGGCGGCUGGGAGCCCAGUGGGCCACAUCGGCCUGUGGGACCUGGAGGAGAAGAAGCUGGUGUGUCAGAUGAGGGAUGCCCACAGCACAGCCAUCGCUGGGCUGACCUUCCUGCAUGGGGAGCCCCUGCUGCUGACCAAUGGGGCUGACAAUGCCAUCAGGGUGUGGAUCUUUGACACGGCGGGAGGAGGAGGUCGGCUGCUCCGGAGUCGUUUGGGACACAGCGCCCCGCCCUCGAAGAUCCGGCACUACGGACAGACAGGCCACCACAUCCUCAGUGCAGGUCAGGAUGGAACUUUACAGUCCUUCUCCACGGUUCAUGAGAGAUUCAACAAGAGCCUGGGCCAUGGUUCCAUCAACAAGAAGUCGUCCAAGAAGAAAGGUCUGAGGUACGAUGAACUGAAGCUCCCUGCCAUCACCACCUUCGCCUCAGAGAGCGCCCGUCAGAGCGACUGGGACGGCAUCGUGGCCUGCCAUCGGGGCUACCUCGUUAGCACCACCUGGAACUACCAGAAGUCGUCCAUGGGGUCGCACAAGCUGGAGCCUGACCGCUUCAACAAGAACCGUGCCCUCAGCGUCCACGCCACGGCUGUGGACAUCACGUCAUGUGGAAACUUUGCGGUGCUGGGCCUGUCCUCUGGACACGUGGAUGUCUAUAACAUGCAGUCAGGGCUCCACAGGGGACAUUAUGGAGAAGAGAAAGCCCAUGAUGGACCAGUGCGAGGUGUGUGUGUGGAUGGACUCAACCAGCUGACAGUCAGUGUCGGAGCAGACAGACUCAUCAAGAUCUGGAAGUUCAAGUCUAAGAAGCUGGUCCACUGCAUGAGCCUGUCAUCCUCGCCCGCCACCAUAUAUCUACACAGAGACAGCGGUAUGCUAGCCAUCGCUCUAGAUGACUUCACACUCAACGUCCUGGACAUGGAGACCAAAAGGAUUGUCAGGAAGUUCUCUGGCCAUCGAGGACAAGUCAACGACAUGGCCUUUAGCCCAGAUGGACGCUGGCUGUUCUCAGCAGCCAUGGACUGUACCAUUAGGACCUGGGACCUCCCCUCAGGCUGCCUGGUGGACUGUUUCUUGGUAGACUCUGCAGCGGUCAGCCUCACCAUGUCACCCACGGGGGACUUUCUGGCCUCCUCGCAUGUGGACAACCUUGGGAUAUACCUGUGGUCCAACAACACGUUGUGCAGCCUGGUGUCGCUACGCCCCCUACCUACAGAUUAUCAACCUACAGUCGUCAUGCUGCCAGGAACCUGCCCCAGCCAAGAUGAUGAGGCAGCGGAACAGGAGACGGACAGCUCCGAGAUGAUCGAGUACGUGUCUCCCGCUCAGCUGGACGAGCAGCUGGUCACCCUGUCUCUGCUGCCCGACUCUCGCUGGAAGAACCUGCUUCACCUGGAUGUCAUCAAGAGACGCAACAAGCCCAAGGAGCCUCCUAAAGUACCCCAGGCCGCUCCGUUCUUCAUCCCCACCAUCCCAGGGCUGGUGGCCCAGUUCGCUCUUCCAGACGGCUCCAACCAGAACCAGCAGACUAAAGUGGUUAAUUUCGGAGUGUUGGCUCAGAAGUCCCGAUUCUACCUCCAACUAGAGUCUGCUGUGGUCAGCAACAACUAUGAGGACCCCAUCAGCCUGCUGAAGGAGAUGGGCCCCUCCGGGAUUGAUACAGAGUUCCGGGGUCUGGGCCCAGACAUGGGCGGGGAUGUGUCUGUCCUCCGGGGCUUCCUGGGGAUGGUGGCCAGCAUGCUGGACUCCCACAGGGACUUCGACCUGGCCCAGGCCUACCUGGCACUCUUCCUCAAGCUCCAUCUCCGAGUUCUCUCCCAGAACCAGGAGCUGAUAGAGGAGGCCUCCAGGGUGUCGGACAAACUGGAGGAGACCUGGACCUCCAUGCAGACCCUCUUCAACCAGAGUCUCUGUCUGCUAGCCUACACCAAGAGUGCCCUGCUCUGAGGAGGGUCCCAUAGACCGGAGGCCUUGCUCAGUUACACGCUGAGGCAUCGGGUGCACACACAUCCAGUACAAUGACACCAGCGGGACCAGUCCAGUGUGUGCUAACUGUGAGAGGGAUCAAAUGUGCAUCAGAUCUGAUGGAAACCUGCCCUCCCCUACAUGCUGUAGUUUUUAUUCCCUCCGUGUGUUCCCUGCUCGGAGAUGGACAGGUUUUCAUGUAUGUGAACUCUGCUUUUUGUAAUACUGAAAAGAUAUUAUGUAAAAAAACAAAAUACAAGCUAUAUUGUUACACA